UCAAAAUCCGACAUGCAUACGCAAUUUGUCAACUAAAGUUUCAAGUGACCUCUAUGUUUUAUACAUGUAUGCCCAUGAGUGACCUCUGUGUUAUAGCCUGUAUACCCAUGAUGACCAGAUUUCACGGUUUGAAAGUGUAGCGGAGUUAGUCGCUUAUGAGAGUUCGACGAAAGCAUAGCAAGUUUUGUUCUUUUAGUGGAAGAAUCAAUCCCUUAAGCAAGUACUGCACUGGAAAGAUGAUGUACAUCAACCUUGCAGCGUGUCUUUCCGUGCUGCUGCUCGUGAUUGGCCUCUCUGUAGGACUCAGCGUUAGCAGCUUCAAAGGAAGUGACGCUCUCGAUACAGCGCCGUUGGUCGAUGGUCAUAAUGAUCUGGCAUACAACUUAUAUGCGCUACUAAACAAUAAGUUAGAAGGAUUUGAUUUCACGAAGAAUCUGACCAACGACAAAAUAUGGGGUAAAAAAGCGUGCGAAUCUUGCUACACGGAUCUUCCUCGAUUGAGAAAAGGAAAACUGGGCGCACAGUUUUGGGCCGCUUACGUGGGAUGCGACUCACAGUACAAGGACGCGUUGCAGCUGACAUUGAGACAGAUCGAUGUCAUCAAGAGGCUCGUUGACAACUAUCCAAAUGAUCUACAAUUCGUCACGAAAGCUAAUGACAUCGAGGAGGCAUGGAGAAGUGGAAAAAUUGCGUCCAUGAUCGGCGUUGAGGGAGGUCACUCCAUUGACUCCAGUUUGGCGGUCCUUAGACUCUUCUAUGAGCUCGGCGUGCGUUAUCUUACGCUUACUCACAUGUGCAACACGCCUUGGGCUGACGCAUCUCCUGCGCUCGACAAGCCUGUUCGGAAUCUCACAGAAUUUGGAGUGGUCGUGGUCCACGAAAUGAACCGAUUAGGAAUGUUGGUGGACUUGUCCCACGUGUCACACAAUGUUAUGAGGCGCGUACUCGCACUAACGAAAGCACCCGUUAUGUUUUCUCACUCCUCUGUCUACGCCAUUUGUGCACACCAUCGAAAUGUUCCUGACGAUGUGCUUCACUUAGUUAAAAAGAACAAUGGUAUCGUCAUGGUUAAUUUCUACUCCGGUUUCAUCAAUUGUAAUACCUCGAGAAAUGCCACUAUACAGGAUGUUGUCGAUCACAUUAAUUACAUUCGCAAUCUUAUCGGAGCGGACCACGUUGGUAUCGGAGCCGACUACGACGGCGUAGAAGUUAUGCCCGAGGGAUUGGAAGACGUUUCGAAAUAUCCUGAUCUGUUCGAUCGUCUCUACGAAAGCGACGUGGAACCGAAAUGGACCAAGGAGGAGCUCGAAAAACUUGCUGGUAGAAAUCUGAUCCGUGUAUUCAAGGACGUAGAAUUAGUGAGAGAUAAUCUGAAAUCUGGCCAUCCAUUGGAAACUGUCAUAACUGGAAAAGAAAUUUACGAUGGAGAAGUAGAAAGCGGUGUAAAAGCAGGUUCAUGCAACACUGCAAUAGAGUGGAACGGACUUAACGUUACAUCGAGCGACUCCGAACAAUAACGACAUUUAUUUAUUUAAGAUGGAAUAAUGCGACAUUUAACACAGGAAGAUCCUAUUUUCUUAUGAGAAGUUUCAUUGUAUGCAAUAAAAAGCGUAAAAUAUUA
Messenger RNA from Megachile rotundata (alfalfa leafcutting bee), 1621 nucleotides. RefSeq names its product dipeptidase 1. The record is from RefSeq and is a predicted model, not a curated record. Gene Ontology annotation, molecular function: metallodipeptidase activity. Gene Ontology annotation, biological process: proteolysis. Lineage: Eukaryota; Metazoa; Arthropoda; Insecta; Hymenoptera; Megachilidae.